This is a messenger RNA of Tilletiaria anomala UBC 951, 2134 nucleotides long. RefSeq names its product FAD/NAD(P)-binding domain-containing protein. Gene Ontology annotation, molecular function: NADH dehydrogenase activity. The transcript has 6 exons. The record is from RefSeq and is a predicted model, not a curated record. NCBI's taxonomy places the organism in Eukaryota, Fungi, Basidiomycota, Exobasidiomycetes, Georgefischeriales, Tilletiariaceae. The coding region runs from base 123 to 2003 and encodes 626 amino acids.
GGCGAAGCGAAGAGCAGAGAAGCAAGGCCGAAAUCUGAAAGCGGGUGCAUCCUUCUCGUGUCGACCUCUCUGCCGACCCAGCACCCAAGGCCAAAGGUCAAGCGGUCAAGACGCAGCCAGCCAUGUCGCCAACCGGACGGAGCAGCGCCAUGGCGCUGAAACGCGGCAGCUUGGGUGCGAGCUCAGGCUUCCACUUUGCGCAUGCACCUGCGCCACUCGCUCUGCGCCUCGCAGGCGCAGGUUUGGCAACGCGCAAGCAAGAAACGGUGGCUUUGUUCUCGCCAGGAAAACAACAGCAGCAGCAGCGCACGCUGUUCACGUCACGCUGGUUCCGUGCGAACCAGGCAGCAUCCUCGUCCUCUACUCCCAGCGGCGCCAUCAAGGAUUUGUCGACGGGGCUGAAGCACGCGCCGGAUGGAGCCGCGGCAGCACAGACGAACUUUAGCAGCGUGAGCAGCAACGGAAACGGGAAUGGGAACGGAGGCGGCUCAAGGAAGAAGAAGAAGGGCUUCUUCCGACGCGUGAGGAACGGGCUCGGCUGGACGGUCGUGCUCGGCACGGGUACGGUCGCGUAUUACAUCUACGAUACGCGCAAUCCUCCAGAGCAGCUGCCACAGGACCCGUCGAAGAAGAACAUUGUCGUGCUGGGUAGCGGCUGGGCAGCGACGUCAUUCCUGAAGAACGUGGACACGGAGCAGUACAACGUGACAGUGAUUAGUCCGCACAACUACUUUUUGUUCACGCCGCUGCUGCCGUCGGUGACGGUGGGCACACUGGACGGGCGCUCGAUCGCGCAGCCGACGCGGCACACAACGCGGUUCAAGCGGCGGAGCGUGCAGGUGAUCGAGGCCGAGGCCGAGACGGUCGACGUGGCGCGCAAGACUGUGACGUUCGAGGACAAGUCGGAGAUCAAGGGCUCGCUGGGGAAGGUGACCAUCCCAUACGACUACCUGGUGUACGGUGUCGGCAGCGAGAACCAGACAUUUGGGAUCGAGGGGGUAAAGCGACACGCGUGCUUCCUCAAGGAGCUGACUGACGCCGAGCAGAUCCGGAACCGGCUGAUGGACUGCGUCGAGUCCGCCGCGAUCGCGGGGACGAGCAAGGAGGAUAUUGACCGGCUACUGCACAUGGUCGUCGUCGGCGGCGGACCCACAGGGGUCGAGUACGCCGCGGAGCUGCGCGACUUUGUGCGGGGCGACCUGAAGAAGUGGUACCCUGAGGUGGCGGACCGGGUACGAGUGACGCUGAUCGAGGCGCUGCCGAGCAUUCUGCCUUCGUUCAGCAAGACGCUGAUCGACUACACGAUCAGCAACUUCAAGGAGCAGGAGAUUGAGUUGAAGCUCAAGCACAUGGUCAAGGACGUUGACGCAGAGCACGUGCACGUGCAGGAUCCGUCCGGGGAACGCAUCCUCAUUCCGUACGGUCUGCUCGUGUGGGCCGCGGGCAACACGGCGCGGCCCAUCACGCGGGACCUGAUGGCGCAGCUACCCGCGACGCAGACCAACCGGCGCGGGCUGACGGUGGACGAGCACAUGCGCUUGCACGGCGCCGAAGAUGCCAUCUUUGCGCUGGGCGAUGCGACAGCGACACAGUACGCGCCGACGGCGCAGGCCGCCUCGCAGCAGGGCGCGUACCUUGCGCGCGUCUUCAACCAGCUCGCCAAGGUCGACGUGCUCGAGGGGAAGAUCGAUGCGGCCAACCGAAAGCCGCUGACGGACGCCGUCCGGCAGGAGAUCCUCGCGCUGGAGAAGCAGCUCAACAGGGCUAGCAAGAUCAAGCCGUUCCACUACACUCAUCAGGGAUCGCUCGCAUACAUUGGCAAGGACAAGGCGAUUGCCGACAUUCCUGUGCUCGGCGGCGACUUUGCCUCUGGCGGCGUAGCGACUUACAUCUUCUGGCAGUCGGCGUACUGGAGUAUGCUCUUCUCGAUCCGCAACCGCGCACUCGUCGCAACCGACUGGCUGAAGGUCGCGCUUUUCGGGCGUGAUGUCUCGAGAGAGUAAAGCGCCGUCGCUCGCUCGCAUGCGGAGGUCCCGCUUGUUUUUUCUUUCGCAUUUAUAGAACACCUGUAGAGACAUGUGCGCGUUCCACCCCGCCGGGCACGACGCAAUGCAAUGCAAUGUAACGCAAUCAC